AUGACGGCUUCCGAAGCUAGAACGCCCGGCCCGACGGUGCCUCUCAUCAUCGGAAACAAGGACAUCACGACGACAACCACGUUUGACGUGAUCAAUCCCGCCAAUGGCAAGGUCGAGCACAAAUGCAGUUCCGCUUCUGUCGAAAGUGUGACACAAACUGUUGAUUCAGCUCAGAGUGCUUUCCCCGAGUGGUCAAAGACCAAGCCCGCGACACGACGAGAUAUUCUACUGAAGACAGCCGAUAUCUGCGAGGCUCGGAAGGAUGAAUUCGUCGGGUACAUGUGCGAAGAAACCGGCUCGCAGGUUCCAUAUGCCGAGUUCAUCCUUAUGCUUGGUGUGAAUCUUUUGAGGGAUGUCGCAGGCAAGGUGUCGGGUAUCCAAGCCACUUCCCCCGUCCUGGCACAGGAAGGAAUGAGUGCAAUGGUCUAUAAGCAGCCCUACGGAGUCGUCCUCGGAAUCGCGCCCUGGAAUGGUCCCUUCGUUUUGGGUAUCCGAUCCGUAGCUCUCCCUCUCGCAGCCGGAAACACAACCGUGCUGAAGGGCUCAGAGCUGUCUCCGAAAUGUUUCUGGGCGAUUGGAGACGCAUUCCGCCAAGCUGGACUUCCAGAUGGCUGUCUCAAUGUCAUUUAUUCUCAGCCUGCAUAUGCCGCGGAUGUGACUACGGCACUCAUCGCCCAUCCCGCAGUGAGGAAGUUGAGCUUCACUGGAAGUACUGCUGUCGGUCGGAAGAUUGGCCAGAUCGCGGCGACUUACAUUAAGCCCGUGAUCUUGGAGCUUGGAGGGAAGGCACCCACUGUCGUUCUUGAAGAUGCCGACGUGGAAAAGGCCGCCCUGGGGGCUGCCAUCGGAUCAUUCAUGCAUACCGGUCAAGUCUGCAUGUGCACAGAACGAAUUAUUGUCCACAGAAGCGUCGCCGAUAAGUUCCGUGAGGCCUUGAAAGUCGCAGUCAACAAUGUCCUUGGUGGCCCCAGCACCGGGUUGGUGGCGAUUAAUUCCAAAGCUAUUUCUAAGAACAAGGAUUUGAUUCGGGACGCUGUUGCAAAAGGUGGCAAAGUUCUUCUCGGCGAUCUUGAUACUCAAGUGUCUUCCGAUACUCGGAUGGGUGCAAUUGUUGUGGAGAAUGUGACGAAGGACAUGGACAUCUAUCAGACCGAAUCGUUUGGUCCUACCGUGUCACUUUUCGUGGUUGACAGCGACGAGGAGGCGAUCAAGGUUGCAAACGACACAGAGUACGGAUUGAGUGCUGCGGUGUAUACGGAGAAUCUGGCCAGGGGACUGCAUGUUGCGGGCCAAAUUGACUCUGGUGCGGUACACAUCAACUCCAUGACUGUCCAUGAUGAGUCUGCUCUUCCUCAUGGAGGAUUCAAGAGCAGCGGAUAUGGACGAUUCGGAACCAACAUGCUGGAUGAGUUCUUGUGGACUAAAUCGGUGACAUGGAUGGAUUACAGCGCUUGA
Messenger RNA from Penicillium argentinense, 1455 nucleotides. Its product is annotated as aldehyde dehydrogenase. Bases 1 to 1455 code for a protein of 484 amino acids. The record is from RefSeq and is a predicted model, not a curated record. Gene Ontology annotation, molecular function: succinate-semialdehyde dehydrogenase (NAD+) activity. The transcript is spliced from 4 exons. NCBI's taxonomy places the organism in Eukaryota, Fungi, Ascomycota, Eurotiomycetes, Eurotiales, Aspergillaceae.